Molecule: messenger RNA, 7662 nt
Organism: Cottoperca gobio
Lineage: Eukaryota; Metazoa; Chordata; Actinopteri; Perciformes; Bovichtidae
Product: centromere-associated protein E-like
Biological process (GO): mitotic cell cycle; microtubule-based movement
Cellular component (GO): microtubule
Molecular function (GO): microtubule motor activity; microtubule binding; ATP binding
Source: RefSeq, a predicted model, not a curated record
GUCAGUUUAUUGGGAGUCUGUAGUUGUUUAUUGUGAUUUAUGGAAGAUGUUUUAGUUUGCCUGCUCAUUUUAUGUAUGGUGGGUGACUAUCACAAAGAAAAUGUCAGAAGAAUCCGCAGUAAAAGUCUGUGUUCGAGUCCGUCCCCUUAUAGCGAGAGAAGACAGUGCUGCAUCAGACAAUGCAGAGCCCGUCCAGUUUUGGAAAGCCGAGGAUGAUUCCCUUCAUCAGCUCAAUGAGGGGAAACUCAUUAAGAGCUUUAGUUAUGACCGAGUGUUCGCUGAAGAAGAAACAACCAAUCAGCUGUACCAGGUCAUUGCUAAACCUCUUGUUGUUUCCACUGUUGAGGGAUACAAUGGAACCAUAUUUGCUUAUGGACAGACUUCUUCCGGAAAGACUUUCACCAUGAUGGGGAGUGACCGUACUCCUGGAGUGAUACCUCUGGCUGUGGAGGACGUCUUCCAUACCAUCAAAAAUUUUCCAAAGAAGGAGUUCCUUCUUAGAGUUUCUUACAUGGAAAUCUACAACGAAACUGUGAGUGAUCUGCUCGUUGAUAGCUGGAAGAGAAAACCCCUGGAAGUCAGAGAGACAAUCGAUAAAAACAUCUAUGUAUCUGACCUGACGGAGGAAGUGGUCACGUCUCCUGCACAAGCCCUGGCCUGGGUUCGGAAAGGAGAAGAGAACCGUCACUAUGGAAAGACAAAAAUGAAUGAGCGGAGCAGCCGCUCGCACACCAAUUUCCGAAUGAUCCUGGAAAGCCGAGAAAGGACCGACCCAUCCGGUGAAAAUGCUGAUGGAGCCAUUAUUGUGUCUCAUUUGAAUUUAGUUGAUCUAGCUGGAUCUGAGAGAGCAAGUCAAACAGGAGCAGAAGGCACACAUUUCAAAGAAGGUUGCAAUAUCAAUCGCAGCCUGUUUACACUCGGCCAAGUGAUGAAGAAACUGACAGAUGAAAGCCAGAAGGGCUUCAUUAACUACAGAGACAGUAAGCUAACCCGCAUCCUGCAGAACUCCUUGGGUGGAAACGCUAAAACGGUCAUAAUCUGCACCAUCACUCCUGUCUCUCUAGAUGAGACCCUCAGCACUCUGCAGUUUGCCAGCACUGCAAAGAAAAUGAAGAACGACCCUCAUGUGACGGAGGUGUCUGAUGAUGGGGCUCUGCUCAAAAGGUAUCGCAAUGAAAUUGUAGACCUCAAACGUCGACUUAACGAGGUUUCUUCAGUCACACAGACCACAGCGAUGGAGAAAAAGGUUCUCUCCCAGCUGCUGCAAGAAAAGGAUCAGCUCCAGAGAGAACAAGAAGACCGGAUCAGAAACCUGACCAAAAUGCUGGUCACCAGCUCAAACCUGAUUCCUGUUCGAAAUCUUCCAAAACGCAGGGUCACGUGGGGAGGUAAGAUGGUCAGAGUUGCCCGUCGGUCUACAUGUGAUGGGGGUUCAUCUGACCUUAGCUUUGCACAAUCUUUCACUCGGAAGAGGAAAGCCGACGGCUCCUGUCUGAUGGAACUGGAUGAAGAUGACGAGGAUUUUGACUCUCGCUGGGAGAUUCCUGAUGAGCCUUCAGAUGAAAUGGAUAUGAGUCGGAGUUCUGUGACUGUUCGAAGCUUUGAAGACAGUCCCAAAGACUUUGUGUCUCGAGACCGUAUGUGUGAGCUUUCUGGGAAAGUUUCCAACUUAGAGCUGCAGCUAGAGAUGGAGGCCCAGCAGAAACAGGAGGCCGUGGACAAAAUACAGGCAACAGAACAGAGGGCAGCAGAGCUGGAGCAGAAGCUUGAGAUGGCGGUCCAGCAGAAACAGGAGGCUGUGGAAAAGAAGACAAAUGAGUUUGCAGAGACAAUCCAGCUGUGUGAAACUCUGGCUACAGAGAAGGACGUGGUGCUUGCUGAGCGGGACUAUCUAAAGCAGGAGCUUGGGAUGUUCAUAGAGCAGAUUGAAUGUCUGGAGAAAGAGAAAGCAGCUCUGUCUCAGGAGAAGAGAGAGACGGAUGAGUUCUUGUCUCUUGAGAACGAGUUCAUGAAAGAGCAUGAGAAUGAGUUGCAAAAUGAGAUCACCGACUUGAAAAAGACCAUCGAAGGCUCUGAGCUUCAAUGCCGAGAGCUUCAGAACAAGCUAGAAAAGCUGACUGAUGAACUGAAGAAAACUGAAUUUGCAGAGGACCUUCAGAGUAUGAGCGGUAAGGACUUGGUGCAGGAGGUGGUGUCGCUUCGUCGCUCUCUAGAUGACGCUGAGGGGCUCAGCAGAGAUGCAAAGAAGGACUGGGCUGUCCUGCGCAGCCAAAAUAUGGCAGUGGAGGAGAUGAAUGUGACUCUGAGUGCCAACCAUGAGAAGAUGGAAGCUGAGGUGAAAAGCCUGCACUUCCAACUUGACACGGAGAAGUCACGCAACAGAAAGAUGCAGAGCGAUCUCCAAAAAGAGCUGAGUGUGGCAUUUGACGAGAACACAAAGCUCACCACACUGCUAGAUGGAAAAGUCCCAAAAAAUCUGAUGCACAGCAUGGAACUUGAGAGAACAGUGGCCCACCUGAACAGAGAGCUCACUGUGUCUCAUGAAGCAGAGGGAUCCCUCAAAGCUCAGCUGGAGGAGCUAGCUUCUUUCCAGACUCUUCCAGAGAAGCUGGACAGUUUGAUGACGCAGCUGGAUCAGCUGACUGGAGAGCUUCAUUGUGUGCGAGCUGAGAAAGACGCUCUCCUGUCUGCGCAGAGUGCUGAUGCUCAGAGUUCUGCGGAGGAGAUGGAGAAGGUGCUCUCUGCAGUUACAACUCUCACUGCAGAGCGAGACCAGCUCCAGAUGGACAUGCAGGAAAAUGUAGAGAUGAUGAUUGAACAUCAGGAGGAGCUGAGGUCAGCCCUGGAGAAGAAUCGUGAAAAGAUGGAGCGGAUCAAACAGCUGGAGACUGCACAAACAUCAGAACAGGACGGGCCUCCCAAUGAGAGGAGUGUGCAGAUGGAGGAGCUGCAGACACUUAUGAUCGAAAACCAGGAGGAGCUGAGAGUGUCUCAGGAGAAGGUCAAAGUUCUCCAAGAUGAGAUCAACGUGCUGACGAGUCAAAUGGCAAAGCUGGAGAGCAGACCAAGCGUUGGGAGUGAUGCAGAGACUACCUUCCAGGUGCAAGAGCUCCACAAUCAGACUCAGAGACUGACUGAGGAGCUUGAGAGUGUGCGAGCAGAGAGAGACUGUCUGCAGUCUGAGAGGACGGCCGACACUCAGACGCACAGUGAGGCGAUGGAGAAGCUGCUGUGCAGAGCGACGUCUCUCAGUGAGGAGAGGGAUCAGCUGCAGGAGAUACUGGAGGGACUGAGGCAGGACAAGAAGCAGCUCAGAGCAGAGCUGGAGGACAGGAUGGAUAUGAUGCAAACUGAGAAUGAGUUGCAAAAUGAGAUCACCGACUUGAAAAAGACCAUCGAAGGCUCUGAGCUUCAAUGCCGAGAGCUUCAGAACAAGCUAGAAAAGCUGACUGAUGAACUGAAGAAAACUGAAUUUGCAGAGGACCUUCAGAGUAUGAGCGGUAAGGACUUGGUGCAGGAGGUGGUGUCGCUUCGUCGCUCUCUAGAUGACGCUGAGGGGCUCAGCAGAGAUGCAAAGAAGGACUGGGCUGUCCUGCGCAGCCAAAAUAUGGCAGUGGAGGAGAUGAAUGUGACUCUGAGUGCCAACCAUGAGAAGAUGGAAGCUGAGGUGAAAAGCCUGCACUUCCAACUUGACACGGAGAAGUCACGCAACAGAAAGAUGCAGAGCGAUCUCCAAAAAGAGCUGAGUGUGGCAUUUGACGAGAACACAAAGCUCACCACACUGCUAGAUGGAAAAGUCCCAAAAAAUCUGAUGCACAGCAUGGAACUUGAGAGAACAGUGGCCCACCUGAACAGAGAGCUCACUGUGUCUCAUGAAGCAGAGGGAUCCCUCAAAGCUCAGCUGGAGGAGCUAGCUUCUUUCCAGACUCUUCCAGAGAAGCUGGACAGUUUGAUGACGCAGCUGGAUCAGCUGACUGGAGAGCUUCAUUGUGUGCGAGCUGAGAAAGACGCUCUCCUGUCUGCGCAGAGUGCUGAUGCUCAGAGUUCUGCGGAGGAGAUGGAGAAGGUGCUCUCUGCAGUUACAACUCUCACUGCAGAGCGAGACCAGCUCCAGAUGGACAUGCAGGAAAAUGUAGAGAUGAUGAUUGAACAUCAGGAGGAGCUGAGGUCAGCCCUGGAGAAGAAUCGUGAAAAGAUGGAGCGGAUCAAACAGCUGGAGACUGCACAAACAUCAGAACAGGACGGGCCUCCCAAUGAGAGGAGUGUGCAGAUGGAGGAGCUGCAGACACUUAUGAUCGAAAACCAGGAGGAGCUGAGAGUGUCUCAGGAGAAGGUCAAAGUUCUCCAAGAUGAGAUCAACGUGCUGACGAGUCAAAUGGCAAAGCUGGAGAGCAGACCAAGCGUUGGGAGUGAUGCAGAGACUACCUUCCAGGUGCAAGAGCUCCACAAUCAGGUCAGAGGACUGACUGAGGAGCUUGAGAGUGUGCGAGCAGAGAGAGACUGUCUGCAGUCUGAGAGGACGGCCGACACUCAGACGCACAGUGAGGCGAUGGAGAAGCUGCUGUGCAGAGCGACGUCUCUCAGUGAGGAGAGGGAUCAGCUGCAGGAGAUACUGGAGGGACUGAGGCAGGACAAGAAGCAGCUCAGAGCAGAGCUGGAGGACAGGAUGGAUAUGAUGCAAACUGAGAUGAUCGAAAACCAGGAGGAGCUGAGAGUGUCUCAGGAGAAGGUCAAAGUUCUCCAAGAUGAGAUCAACGUGCUGACGAGUCAAAUGGCAAAGCUGGAGAGCAGACCAAGCGUUGGGAGUGAUGCAGAGACUACCUUCCAGGUGCAAGAGCUCCACAAUCAGACUCAGAGGCUGACUGAGGAGCUUGAGAGUGUGCGAGCAGAGAGAGACUGUCUGCAGUCUGAGAGGACGGCCGACACUCAGACGCACAGUGAGGCGAUGGAGAAGCUGCUGUGCAGAGCGACGUCUCUCAGUGAGGAGAGGGAUCAGCUGCAGGAGAUAUUGGCGGGACUGAGGCAGGACAAGAAGCAGCUCAGAGCAGAGCUGGAGGACAGGAUGGACAUAAUGCAGACUGAGAUUGCACAGCUGAAUAUGUCGCUACAGACUGUGACUGAGCAGAAGAGGCAGCUGGAAGAUGAUCUACAGCAGAACAUGAAUAUGGCUUCCACAACACAAGAGCUCCUGAAGUCUGUCCAAGAGAAGCUGUGUGAGCAGAAGCAGAUGAACUCUGAUCUGGAGAAACUGUGUCAGCAGAAGGAAUGCUCUUUAGAUCAACAGAUGAAGACUCUUACCGAGAAACUGGAGAGCAUUGAAUCCGAGAGAGACAGUUUGCUCUCUGAGAAGGAGGCCAGCUGUCAGACCUCCACAGAGGAGAUGGAGAAGCUGCUGUGCAGAGUGACGUCUCUCAGUGAGGAGAGAGAUCAGCUGCAGGAGACACUGGAGGGACUGAGGCAGGACAAGAAGCAGCUCAGAGCAGAGCUGGAGGACAGGAUGGAGAUGGUCUCAGCCAUCCAGGAGAAGUUGAGCGAGCAGGGACAGUUGAACUUGCAGCAGCAGGAAGAGAAAAGAGAGCAAGAGACCAAGCUGCAACAAAGGGUGCAGCAGGUGGAGGAGAAGCUUCGUACGUACAGGGAGAGGCAAAGUGAUGCUAAGGUUGAAGCUAACGCCUCACAGCAGCUGCUCAGUGAAGCGAACAUAACCAUCUCAGCACUCAGAGAGCAGUUGAGCAGUUUGGAUCAGAGCACCAGUGGAGUCAAGGAGACAACGCCUUCACGGCUGCAGGACUCCACUGGGAAGCUUCAGGAGUCCUUCAGAAGAUUCCAGCAGUUUAUAGAUGCUUGUUCCAACGCUAACUCCACUGCCAUACCGGGUGGGUUAAAGCAUUUCCCGACUUUUCUGCCCGAACCAACCAUAAAGGCCUACAGCGCUGUGGGUCUACUGCAUCUGCAGACAUUUCAGAUUCUGAGGAACACUGUGGAGCACCUAGGCGAGCGAGCACAGGGCUACAGGACUGUAUUUGAGGAGUUGGUGAAGAAAGAUUUGGCUGUUUUUGAGGAGAGACGUCUGCAGGACGUGCUGCUGUGCAGAGCACAGACACCCUGCUACUCUGUCAAAGACGAGGACUUUCACACACUGUGGGACAGAAGACUGACUGAGCUGCUGGACAAGAGGCAGCUCUACCUGCAGAAAAUGGCCAGCAUUUUGAGGAAGCUCUGGGCCAACAUGGCUACAUUACCCAGUGAGCUGUCUGCUGAGAUCAGAGAACGGGUGAGGUUCAGGGAUCAGCUGCAGGCCGUGUUCACCAUCGAGCCAUUCAGCCUCAGCAGGCUGGACAGCAUCCUGAGCUCUGAGCUGGACCUCAGAUCUGUAAUUGCACACAGAAGAAAGAUGACUCUGCAGGGCGUCAUCGACGAGCACAAAGGUCUGUGUGAAGAGCCGUACCUGCAGGAGGCUCAGGCUCAUGCUCAACUCGCAGAGGAGAGAAGUAAGACUUCCACUCUGCUGAAGGCGUGGGAGGGAGCUCCUCUGAAAACAGAGCUCUGCCUGCUGAAGGACAACCAGCAACUUGUGCUGCAGCUAGAGCAAACUGAAGAACAAGUCAAAGCUCUGCAUGUACAGAAUGAGCAGCUAAAGGAUGCACAGAUCAAAGCCAGCAGCAGGGUGUCCAACCAUAAACAGGCUACCCAGAUGCUGCAGACGGAGCUACAGGACAGCCGCGCUCAAGUUGAGGAGAAAGAGCACGCCAUCCAAACGCUAAGGAGCAAACUGCGAGAGUCUGAGAACAAUGCAUCACCCAGUGCUGUUGAGCUGGAAAAGCUCCGGACUGAGCUGUUCAAAGUGGAGGUGGAGUUGAGUUCAGCAUCUGACAAACACAAACAAGAGAUCCAGACGAUCACCACAGUGCUGAAGGUAAAGGAAGUGUCCCUGAGGAAGCUGAAGGAGACCUUGAGGUCCCAACAGCAAGGGGAGGAGUCAUUCCUGACGGGCGAGGACCUUCAUGCCAGACUGACCAAUCCCAGAGGUUUACAGAUCCAGAGCAGCAUUCAGCUGGUGAAGACUAAACUGGAGGAAGAAGUCAAACAACUUCAACUGAACAUAACGGAGCUGGAAAACUUGGUGUCCAGUCAGGAGGCAGAGAUCAGCAAGUGGAAGAGCAGAGCCAUCAAGCUGAAGGGGAAGAGCAAAGCAGAGGUGGACAAGCCUUCCUCGCCCUGCACUCCCACCAAAAGGGGCUUUCCCAUGACCUCGGACUCCUCCAACUUCUUCAGCUCACCCAAGAAGUUUCUGGUUACUCCCAGGGGGGUCCUGGACUCUCCCCGGAAGCUGCUCGACUCUCCCAAAAGCAGAUUCUUUGAUGUGGGCGGAAGCUCUGAGCUGCUGUCCAGAAGCCGUCCGAAGCAGUUCUUUGAUAACUCCAGCCUCGGAACCAUUCCAGAGAUUUCCCUUGUUCCUGAUCCACCACACGCAGAGAUAGAUGCAGCUGUUGGUGCAGACCUGAAGAUGUAUAGUUGGCCUCAGUCUCCAACACAAGAGGAAAUGUGUAAAACCCAGUAAAAUGUUGAUUUGCAAUGUUUUUGUUUUGUAUCUGUCUGUCUGUCUGUCCAUCCGUCUGUCUAUCUGUCAUAGUUUUUAAUAAUAAAGUGUUCCUUGAUAAA